Molecule: messenger RNA, 894 nt
Organism: Amaranthus tricolor (Joseph's coat)
Lineage: Eukaryota; Viridiplantae; Streptophyta; Magnoliopsida; Caryophyllales; Amaranthaceae
Exons: 2
Coding region: 1-894 (297 amino acids)
Source: RefSeq, a predicted model, not a curated record
AUGAGUUCAUUGUGGUUGUUAGUUCGUGCUCCAGGGGGUACUUUUGAUGUGAGGGUGGAUGACACUGAUAAGACCAAUUUGAUGGAGUUAAUUGAGUAUAUGUUUGAGGAUUCAGUGAAACAGAAUGUAUAUCUCCCUAAAUACUUCACCCUGUUUGUCACUAAACCUAGAACAAAUCGUAAGUUAGAGUUAGUUGAUGAUGGGGCAAUGUUAAAAAUGUGGGAGUGGAAUGAAGGGAAUAGUGAAAUUGAAGUGUUUAUAGAAGAGACAGAAACACCAUCCCUUGUGUUUCAGUCUGCAGAAGCUAGUUGGGCAAAAACUUUGAAGAACAGGGCUGAAAAUAUUAUGCUAAUGGAGGAAGAGAACAGAAGGAUGGCAGAGGAAGCAGAAGCUGAGGAGCAACUUUUGACCCAGCAGGCAUACUGUGGCUUGUUUGCUACCCCAGCAGCAGAUGAGGUUUUUCCAGGAGAUUCACAACCUCAAUCCUCACAACCUCAACCCUCACAACCUCAAUCCCCACAGCCUCAACCCUCACAACCUCAACCCUCACAACCUCAAUCCCCACAACCUCAACCCUCACAACCUCAACCCUCACAACCUCAAUCCUCACAACGUCAACCAUCUCAACCAAGUAACCCUCCAAGAAGGAAAAAGCUUACUCCAAAGAAGAAGAAAAUACCCCCUGCACAGUUAACCCAACAACAGCCUAGCCAAGCAACCCAACCCAAAGAACAAACCAGGCUUAAACCCAAAGAGAGGAGGGUGCCUAGAAGCACUGCUGUUAAGUUUGGCCUUGAUGUUGGCAAGAAAACUGCAGCAGGGAGACAUAUCAACACUAGGGGAAAGAAAACCCAAAGAGAGGUUGAAGAAAUUGAUGUUGAGUCUGAUGCCUGA